UGGGCAUAAACAUGGCGUCCAUCGUGUUGAAGGUUGCAGUGUCAAGUCUUUCCAGAUGUUCUCGUCUCACAUGCCUGAGAGCACAUUCAACCACAGCAGCCCUCCGUCAGGGCGUCCCUGGGCCCGUGUGGAAGGUGGGCAGGCUGAACCACAUCGCCAUUGCUGUCCCUGACAUGGAGAAGGCCACAUCUCUGUAUCGGGAUGUGCUGGGGGCCACAGUGAGCGACAAGGUACCUCUGCCUGAGCACGGCGUCUACACAGUAUUUGUGGAGCUGGGCAACACUAAGCUGGAGCUGCUGCAUCCUCUGGGAGAGAAGAGCCCGAUCGCUGGCUUCUUACAGAAGAACAAGGCUGGAGGGAUGCACCACAUCUGUAUUGAGGUAGACGACAUCAAUGCUGCGAUAGUAGACCUGAAAGCAAAGAACAUCAGAACUCUGUCUGCGGAGCCCCGGAUAGGCGCUCAUGGGAAACCAGUGAUGUUUCUUCACCCUAAAGACUGUGACGGCGUGCUGGUGGAGCUCGAAGAAGCAUGAACACCUCAGUCGGACAGCAAUUGUUGUCAUUAACAUUUCUAUAUUCCAAAAAAACAUUUAAUAAUAAGCAUUAUAGAAAAUGUCAUUUUUGUUAAUAUUGAUACUUAUUAGCACUAGAUUUUUGAUUUCAUUUCAGAAAGGUGCCUCAAUCUUCUGGGUCUGUUGUGUUCUUGACUCUCCUGCCUUGACAUCAAUAAAUUAUGAUGUGGUGUGUGCUCUGACAGUUUCCAUAUGGUGUAAUUUCA
Messenger RNA from Scomber japonicus (chub mackerel), 778 nucleotides. RefSeq names its product methylmalonyl CoA epimerase (gene mcee). NCBI's taxonomy places the organism in Eukaryota, Metazoa, Chordata, Actinopteri, Scombriformes, Scombridae. Gene Ontology annotation, biological process: L-methylmalonyl-CoA metabolic process. Gene Ontology annotation, cellular component: mitochondrion. The transcript is spliced from 3 exons. Bases 12 to 533 code for a protein of 173 amino acids. The record is from RefSeq and is a predicted model, not a curated record. Gene Ontology annotation, molecular function: methylmalonyl-CoA epimerase activity.